Symbiodinium sp. CCMP2456 is the source of this 345-nucleotide messenger RNA. Lineage: Eukaryota; Dinophyceae; Suessiales; Symbiodiniaceae. The record is from the annotation of a GenBank genome assembly.
GACACCGGAGUCGGGCGAUUGGACCCUGAGAUGCCGGAGGCUGGUGCCGGCGACACACGUGGGCCAGCUGCAAAAGCGGAGCCCGGGGUCGAUGCAUUGCCGGAUUGCCUCGUGCGCGGUGGGCUGGAAUGCUGUCGUUUGCGAUUGCCUCAUUGCCACUACAAUGAGAACGCCGGCUUGCCUGCCGUCGACAUGAGGCUGCCGUGGUCAGAGCAAGCAGAGGCUUGGGAGGUGUAUCUGCAGGCUCUGGCCAGCUUCCUUUCCGCUGGGCUAUCCAUGGUAGAGUUCGAGCAGCUGAGCACGGCCGAGAAAAUCGCGGCUAUUCCUGAAAACUACAUAGCCGCC